AGACAACCAAUGGGCAGCCGGUCUUUUCUGCAGGGGGCGGAGUCUAGAGGCGUGUGCAGCCGGGUUCGGGAAACAAAGAGAAAAAAAAGAGGGAGUGGGAAGAAAGGCAAAGUGGAGCGGCCGGGCGCGGCGUGUAUGUGCCGGUGCGUGCGGGCGAUGUGUGCGGUAUCCAUGAGCUGAGGGCCCGCUGUGUGAGUGCGCUGCGAUCGCCAUGCCGGGCGGUAGUGGAGGAGGAGGGAGCACCGCGGCCUCCUGGAUACCGGAGCUGGAGGAGAUCCGGGCGAGGCUCGCCGCACUGGAGGCCCCGGCGGAGGCUGAGGACGAGGAGAGGCCCGGGGACGAGGAGGCCGCUGUCUAUCCCGGGGACAUGCUGCUGCUGGGGGGGCAGUACCCGGGCGGAGCCGAGCAGGCCGCCAUCACCGUGCGCAGGAAGAGCGUCAACACCAACGAACUGGUGCCCGUGCCCAGCUCCGAGCAUGUCGCCGAGAUUGUGGGCAGACAGGGUUGUAAGAUCAAAGCUCUGAGGGCAAAGACGAACACGUACAUCAAAACUCCAGUCCGAGGAGAAGAGCCAGUAUUUGUCGUCACUGGAAGAAAAGAGGACGUUGCCAUGGCCAAAAGAGAGAUUCUCUCGGCAGCUGAACACUUUUCUAUGAUCAGAGCAUCUCGCAACAAAAAUGGCCCUGCUGUAGGCAGCACCCAAUGUACCCCCAACCUUCCAGGUCAAACUACAGUACAAGUGAGGGUACCUUAUCGGGUGGUUGGCCUAGUGGUGGGGCCAAAGGGAGCUACAAUAAAACGCAUACAGCAGCAAACUCACACCUACAUCGUCACUCCAAGCCGAGACAAAGAGCCGGUCUUCGAGGUCACUGGGAUGCCGGAGAAUGUAGACCGUGCCCGCGAGGAGAUUGAAAUGCACAUAGCCAUGCGUACAGGCAAUUUUAUUGAGCUGAAUGAAGAAAAUGAUUUCCACUAUAACGGUACAGAUGUGAGCUUUGAAGCAAGUGGCCUGGCAGCCAAUUGGUUAAACGCUAAUCCCACUGCCUCUGGCUGUGCAAAGAUGGUCUCCAACUACCGAAAUGAUAGCUCCAGUUCUUUGGGGAGUGGCUCCACGGAUUCAUUCCUUGGAAGUAAUAGGUUGGCCGAUUUUAGUCCAACCAGUCCGUUCAGCGCGAGCAAUUUUUGGUUUGGAGAAACCAUGCCAACCAUGGGCUCCGAAGAUCUCACAGACACCUCUGCCUUCGAUCCAAUACCAUCUCCCUCUGAGGUUACAUGGCCUCUUUACGACCCAGCAAAUUCCCUCUCCGGCUUUGGAAAUGAUGUCGCUGCUAAAUCUCAGCGUCGAGGCAGCAUGUCUCCUACCUUUCCGGAAGGCUUGGAGUACCCCCUCACCAGAAGUAUUAGAAGUGACCUUUCAAGCACAAGCGAGGGUGGGCUUCCCAUCUACAUCCCUGCCUUCUCCAAUGGUACCAACAGUUACUCUUCUUCCAGUGGCGGCUCCACAUCCAGUUCUCCCCCAGAGAGCAGGCGGAAGCACGACUGCGUCAUCUGCUUCGACAACGAGGUCAUUGCCGCCCUCGUUCCUUGUGGCCACAACUUCUUCUGCAUGGAAUGUGCUAAUAAGAUCUGCCAGAAGGAUAUGCCCCUGUGCCCGGUCUGCCAGUCUCCAGUCAACCAAGCAAUACAAAUCCAUUCAUAGAUGUAUUGCAGAUAUUUAUAUAACAAAGACAGAAACACUCUAUAGCAAUCUUCCUCUAACAUCUAUAUAUAUAUCUAUAUAGUCACAUUUAUGGGAAAGGCAAGAGUCAGGCUGAAUAAAGUUAAAAGAAACUGCUGCUACCACCUCCUUAUAGAGUUACUGCAUGCCCAGAUCGACUGUGGUGGUGUCCAGUUAAUUGGCAUUUAGGUCUUUGAUGUUGGUAUAUAGUAUACUUGGUAAAUUUAUGAUUUCCGGUUAGUUUACAUUCACAAAUAUGUUUACAUGGGUGGAAACAAGUGUCUAUAUUUCUAAUGUUGAUUGACUGCCUUUACGUAAGGUUGGCUCCAUGAAUAAUAGGGUUGAGAAUUGUAGUGAAGCCUCUCCACGUCUGAACAUCAUGUACAUCUAAAGAUCAUCCACUAUUGUAAAUGUAUCUAAAAGUUUCCUUCUCAGUUACAUUAGAAAUAUCUCCAGAGCCGCAUUCACAAUUCUGCACUCUAUUAGUAGUGUAGAGAUCUACAAAGUGGCCAUACACUGAAAUACAGGAGUAUUGAGUAUUCUAAGUAAACAAUUGUAGGGGAUAUGUUAAAUUUUAUUUAAAAAAAAUAAAUUCUAAUCAACCCCCUCUUUUCUAGUUUUUAAAUUAAAAAUCUUUAAAAAAAAGGAAGAAAAAAAAAACAUAAUUUGUAUUAAGAUGUCCAGAGAUAUCCCAGCUGUUAAAAUUUAUUGAUCAGGUAAAAGAGAAAAAAAAACUUUGCCAAAAUUAGUGUUUUCUGCUCCCCUUACCUAUCAGAAAAUACAGAUUAAUAGCCAUUAAUCGAAAGUAGAAUUUACCAUGCGUAAACUUACCAUGCAAAAAAAAAAAGAGCCCUCGCACAGCUCCGUAGAUAGAGAAAUCUCUAAAAAUCAACCCUUCUACUUAGUUUAGCAUGAAGGGAAUGUAAUGCCUAGAUUAUCUAUGCCGCAUAGAGCCAUAUUCCGAAACAUGUUCAGUGUUUUUUUUUCCCCCUCUAAUCCAGAUCUAUUUUCUUUUUGUAUUUAAUUUUAAUGCAUUGUUAUGGGAUUGGCCAUCUUGUCUGAGCCGUUUUUAUAGCAUUUAGACAGGAGCUGUCCCAUUGACAUGAAUGGGAAAAGUUACUGGGUUGGUUCGGUGACCUUUUAAAUAGAUCAGCCCACAGGGCGGGGGAGAGGCUGAGCUGUGAGCUUCAUUUUCUGUCUUCUCUAUCUCCUGUUGUCACCUUUUUGCUAUAAUUCUAUAUUGAUCGCUUCCCUGAAGCCUCCUCCUUAUCCCAGCCUAAUUUUAGGUUUAGGAUUAUUUUAAAAUGUAGAAAAUUAGAAGUAAAAAAUAAAUAAAAUGUUUAACAAAAAAAAAUUGGGUAGGUAACAAAAUAGGUAAUUUUGAUGGCCUAAUCUUUUCAUAAAAAUAAAUAAAUUAGUAAACCUGCAGAAUUUUGAAUGCAAUUCUGAAUGUGACUGGACAGUCAUGUGACACCAGAUAAGAUUCAGUUCACACUGUAAAAUAAAUAACGGCACUGCCAGAAAUCACUAGAUUUCCUGAAGUCACAAGCAUUAAAAAUGCCAUAUGGUACUAGAUCAGCAGCGUGAAUAUUGCCAAAGUAAAAUUUGACCAUUGUUGCUUCUAUUUAUUUCUUGAGGGGGGGGGGGGACUAAAAUCAAAGGAGAGAUUUAUCAAAACCUGUCCAGAGGAAAAGUUGCUCAUAGCAACCAAUCAGAUCGCUUCUUUCAUUUUUCUGAGGCUUUUCAAAAAUGAAAGUGAUCUGAUUGGUUGCUAUGGGCAACUCGGCAACAUUUCCUCUGCAGGUUAUGAUAAAUCUCCCCCAAAGUGAAUCUAAGGAAGUAAAAACCUAUGCUAAAAAUGUCUUCCCAUUUGAUUGGAUUUUGUUUACAAAUCUAAAAACAUGGCAGCCAGAUUUGCCACCCCCAUAUUUAACCCUUCAGUGGAGUUCUACAAUGCUGUUCAGAGAUGGUGUUCACGGACAGGCAGCAAAUAAUGUGGCAGUAUUUGCUAAAUUUUUUUUAUUUUUUUUCGAGCCCAUCAUUGGGCGCUCUAGUGGAAGUACCCACCACAAGGACUGUAAGGGCGCCAACUUUGACAAAACGUCUCUGGAUUUAAGCUUUACAAUGCACAAAACAGCUAAUAGAGAAUGCUCCAUUCCAACUAUUAGUCUGACGUCAUUCAAUCUGUUCUUUUGAGAGAAUUAUUCUAAAUGUGAAUACGUUUUUAUGAGCCAGCCAUGACUUGAAUGAAUUUUAGCUUUACUUAACCAAGGGAAAGGCUGGGACUUUUUGACUAUACUCCAAAUUUUGUUUUUAAGAAUUUUUAUUAAUUAUUUUAAUUUUUUUUUCUUGAGAGGGGAAAUAAACAUCAGCACCACGCGAAUUGUAGGAGGCGUUUAAUAAAAAAUAAAAACAUUUUUAGUUUUUGCAUUUCAGCCUGUGGAUUUAUGUAGUUUAAAUCGUUCAGUCCAAUAAUAAUACACAGUACAAUAUUUUUUCUUUUGUUGUUGCAGAAAAAACUCCCUAAGGACUUUUUAUAUUUUUAGAAUUUACAUUUUUUUUUUUCUUCAAUUUUUAUUUUUUUUUUUCACAACACAAAACUAAAGCUGUAAAGUCUGUGUACUGACUAUUAAAUAUAAAUCUUUAUUUUUUAUUUCCACUUGAAGUUACAUUUCGUAUAAAUAUAUAUAUAUAUAUUAAAAAAAAAAAGUUUACAGAUUACUGUUCUGGGUUUAUUUUUAUUUCAGAAUUUUAUUUUAUUUUUUUCGGGAGAGUGGGAUGGGGAUAUAAUAUUUUGCCUUGAUGGCAUACUUAUAUUAUUAUGUAUUGCAAACUCUCAAUGCUAAUCGCUUGUAGAAUAGCUUAAGUCAGUAUUGGAACAUUUUAGCUGCCGUCUUAGCAAGUUCGCACGAACGUUCGCCAAGCAUGUGUUUUAUAUAUACGAAAAAGUAUAAAAAAAAAAUAUAUAUAUAUAUAUUAUUGCAUCGUACACGGCAACUAACAAGCCAAGGAGUUAACCCUAUACAUUAGAUGCGUGUACCAUUUAUAUUAACUACAAAAGGUUAGUAUGGAAAAUCUAUUAAUAUAGUUUAGUAUUUGCUAAUUUUACUACACUUUUGUUAUGUAUAUGUAGGGAAGUAUAGGGAUUAUAAAUUCAGUUUGAGUAAAGGUUAAAAACCAUAUAUUUUAUGAUAAAGGGCCUUUAACUUAUUACGGCCAAAGCACUGAUAUUAUAUAUUUGCUGUAAAGAGAAUUAUAAGAGUUUUAUUUUUUGGAUAUUAAACGUUAAUAAAGACAUGUUUCCAUUAA
Hyla sarda is the source of this 5026-nucleotide messenger RNA. It is a transcript of the gene MEX3C, whose product is annotated as mex-3 RNA binding family member C. Gene Ontology annotation, molecular function: RNA binding. Bases 212 to 1699 code for a protein of 495 amino acids. The record is from RefSeq and is a predicted model, not a curated record. The transcript is spliced from 2 exons. Lineage: Eukaryota; Metazoa; Chordata; Amphibia; Anura; Hylidae.